Molecule: messenger RNA, 1845 nt
Organism: Tachysurus vachellii
Lineage: Eukaryota; Metazoa; Chordata; Actinopteri; Siluriformes; Bagridae
Exons: 2
Coding region: 263-1420 (385 amino acids)
Source: RefSeq, a predicted model, not a curated record
ACAAACCGGUUCACAGAGCAGAGUGGAAGCCCGUGAAAGGGGCACAGUUACCGGAUGUUACCCAUCCCUCUCUGAGGGGGAGGAGGAGAUGGAGCCACAUGCAGCAUGGCUAUAAAUAAACAUCAAGCCAAGGCAGCUGCAAGUCAUCAGCACCGCUGGACUGCACUGGAACUCCAUAGAGGGCAUCUCUACACUUUCCACUUCCUAACUAAAGAACGUUUGCCUCCGUUACGGAAGCCUCUUUCAUCACCUGACCUCCAAUAUGAGUACUGCGGCAGAUUGGAUUAUAGAGAACAGGGACAAGAUCGAAAAGGGAGUAGAGCUCCUAGGCAAAAGCUGUGCGAUCCUUGCAGCCACUGUAGGCCAGUUAAAUCCCAUCCUAAAGGCAGUAUUUAUUGUCUCCGCUGAGCUCCUUAGCAACCCAGAGAGCAAAGAGGCUAGGUAUCUUGCUGAGCAGUUUGUGAAGGUCAACCAGAAGCUGGAAAAGAUCGAGGGUGAUAUUAAAAAUGCAAAGCUGGUGAUGCAGCGAUCACUUGUGAACAUGGAGAACUUCAACUUCCAAGCAAAUAUAAUGAGUCAGUAUGAAUAUUUUCAGUAUAUUUUCACAGCCAAACCUGAGUAUAAGAAGUUGAAGCGAGAUGAGUUCCUCAUCUUCUUUGAGGAAUUUGAGGGAGAAAAGAACCUUGAAUGCUUAUAUGAUGCUACUGAGAAGUCAAUGCUGGACAUUAUAGUGAAAUCUGUGCAUCAGAGCAGGAGGGCAGUGGAGGAAUUCUGUACUAGCCUGAAGAAGCUGUUUGUGGUUGGGAUCAGCUCACUGAUGGGCUACGCUGCACUAAAGGACAACACUGUGGAUAAGAAACUGGAGAUCAAAUGGCUUGCCCGCAUGGAGAAAGUGGAGAAGCGCAUGAAGGCAGCAGUGGAUAAAUGUGUUGACAACUUUGCUGAGCAAGCCAAGACUGAUAUAGAUGAGAUGCUCUUGGAGAAGCAGAGCAGUGUCGACCCUGAGUUUACUAAAUCCCUACUGGAGACUCUUGUGGAGAAGUAUUACUGGGUCUCCUGGUCAGUCCGGGUGUUUAACGAUGAUGAUAGCAAACUUGUGAAGUUUCUGUUAGGGAAGAAGCACCAUAUAAAUGGUGGAGUUCACUAUUAUUUUGAACAUUUGUGUGGUAAUAAAAUAAGGGUGGUGGUGUCUUUCACUGCAGACCCUAAACCACUCGACAAGAUCCAGAUAAAGGAUCAAAUAGAGAACGAGAACGGUGGCAUGGAGUCUGUGGCUGAGUCUCUGAGCAAAAGUUUUCCCAACUGCCUUGUCCAUGCCAUCAAUCGCUGUACUAAAGUGGAGGAAGCCAAUAAUUUUGAGCCUGAGCACCUUUAUUAUAAUUCUCACAAAAAAGCACACAUCUGUAUCCACUCUGAAUAAUGGAAUUUAGAUCAAACUAAACAUAUUGAUGUCCAAUCAGAAUCUACACUCUCCAGACUUCUAUUAAUUAAUGAGUUUUACAAUUUUUAGGAUAAUAAAGAUUUGAUUAUUUACAAAUGUAUGAUUUUUAUUAGUAAUGAUGAUGUUAUGGCACUUAAUUAAUGAAACAAGACGGAUUGAGACUGAGGGUCAAAGCACUAAGGUGUGACAUGAUUGAGAUGACUUUUGAUGAAGGCAUUUAAAAAGGAAAAGGGGCUUUGUGUCUUUUGUAUAUUUUUCUCUGUGUUAUAUCCAUGUUGAAAAUUGAUUUUUAAAAAUGAAUACACAUUAAAUCAGAGCAUUUCUACUAAUUUCUCUAUCACUCUACUAAUUUUAGUAGAGUUUCAUGCAUCACUUCAUGCAUUUAUUAUGUAAUACUCUUCCAC